Spodoptera littoralis (African cotton leafworm) is the source of this 7410-nucleotide messenger RNA. The record is from the annotation of a GenBank genome assembly. NCBI's taxonomy places the organism in Eukaryota, Metazoa, Arthropoda, Insecta, Lepidoptera, Noctuidae.
GUUAAAGUUAGUUUAUGAAACAUGGAAAAAUAUAUAGUGUUGUUGUGUUUGUUACAUAGCUGUUAUGGUGCUAUAUAUAACUUAAAUGACACGGAGUAUAAUCGAAUGCCCGCCAAGUACAAAGGAGAUUUGUAUGACAAGUGCCACUGGGAUGAAGAUGCUGUCUACUGCUUCGCGGAGCUCAACCUGGUCUCCGACACCCCUAGUCCCCUGCUUACCAUGAUACAAGAAUACUCAGCGCACAACACAACGCAUUUUAAUUACACGAAGUUGGUACGAGGAGUGUGCCUCACACAGACAUGCAAACAUCUUUACAACGGUACAGCAGCUUCCAUUAAUGACACUGAGAUAGGAAUAGCCAUAGAGGCCUGUGUCAAUGAAGAAAUGUUCAAGGACUACGGGUUAAAGAUCAAAGUCAUCCGGCAAUUCUGCAACCAGCCGCCGAAGGACAAGCCGCUAGAUACUCUUGAUUAUGCGAUGGCCAUUGUAUGUCUUGUAAUAUUGUUGGCCAAUAUUGCUGGAACUAUUUAUGAGCCUUUCGGUGGACAUCGAAAAGAUUUUUUAUCAAGAUUCCUCGUCUGUUUCUCGAUUCGUAACAACUGGAGGAAGCUGGUGGCUCCUGUCGCUAGAGGGCAGGACCCUCGGAUGAGGAGACUCAAGAGUAUUCAUGGCAUAAGGACAAUGUCGAUCACACUAGUAAUUAUGGCCCACUCAAUCCUAGCCUGCGUCGCGUUUAUAGACAAUCCAGACUACUUUGAGAAGCUGUAUAAAAGCAAUAUGUUGAAGGUGAUCUUCAAUGGCAUGAGCAUCAUGCAGACAUUCCUCGUGAUGUCCGGCUUCCUUCUGGUCUACAACUCUUUACUGCAUGCUGAGAAGCACAAGAUAACCUUAAUGUCGUUCCCUAAAUACAUCAUUUUGAGAUGGCUAAGAUUGACUCCACCUUACGCAGUCGUAUUAGGGUUGACUAUCACCUGGAUGAGGUACCUCACUGAUGGUCCUUUGUGGCAGGAGGUGAUAGGCAAUGAAGUGAAUGACUGCAAGAAGUACUGGUGGACCAACCUGCUGUACAUAAACAACUACUUCGACGAGUCGCAGUGCAUGCAGCACACAUGGUACAUAGCAACAGACACCCAGCUGUACUGUGUCGGUGCCUUAGUCUUCGUGUUGUGCUCCACUCCUCGAUCCAGGAAGAUAGUGCUGCCACUCCUGCUUGUAGCAGGCCUCAUCAUUCCCGGGGUCAUCACUUAUAUGCUCAACUUGGAUGGAACCUUAAUUGUAUCUCCAGAGGCCAUCCACAGUCUGUUCCUAAACGAGCCUACCUUCAACUAUACAUACAGACGAGGCCACACCAACCUCGCUGGCUACACCAUCGGCCUCUCCUUCGGCUACCUCACCUACCACUGGCAGAAGAAAGGCGUGGACAUGUCCAGGUUCAGGAGAUAUCGUUUUGGGGUUCCUCUGCUAGUUUUGAUUGGAACUGGUGUUGUAUAUUCGGGCAGCAUCUUCUUCGAGGACGUUCCUCGCCACUCAAUGUACAUCAGAGUUGCUUUUGCCAGCCUUCAGAAGCCAUUAUUCGGUUUUAUAAUAGGUUUGGGGUUAGUUACAUUCAUCUUUAAAAUUGAUGACAUAGUUCGUCAUAUAGUGGAAUGGCAGGGUUGGACGGUUCCCAGCCGUAUCUCGUACAGCGCGUACCUGCAACAAAUGAUAGUUGGGUUCGUGCUGGUCUCCUUCUUAACUGCGUUACCAUUCUUCUUGAUAGUAGAAGCACCACUAGGCAACGUGACUAAAUUGUUCCUGAUGGGCUCCCCAAGAGAAAAGGAUGGCGAUAAUAAAGAAAACGUAAAAGUAGAUCAUUCUAAAAAAGCGCUAAGUGACAGUGAAAUAGUGGCCAUUGAGAAAAUUGUUCCUUUGAAGACUUUACGAGAAAUACUAAGUGAUGAGCGGACCUAUGAAAAUUCACGAGUUUGAGGAGCUUUUAGCAAAAUAUAGAAUAAGAAGUAACGUCUGUGACGUAAUACCACGUAUGGCUUUUUUAAGGGGCGAAAAUUAUCCAAUGACUUCUCCCGCCUUGUGUUAGGCGAUACCAACGUAUGGUUUGGACUUUACCUUUAUAUUUAUGCGAACAAAUUGUGAUGUUAGACAAUAAUUAGAAUUUAUUUUAAAAUAUCACGGUUGGGUUUGACACUGCCACAUAGGAAUGCGUUUGUAUAAAAAUUUACUACAACUCGUUAACUAAAUAGUUUACAUCAAAUGGAAUAAUUGUAUUUUUUUUUAAUUUUAUUUACGACAUACCAUUGUACAUAUAUAAAGUCCAUCAAAUAUUACAAAUUCCUUAAUAAUGAUUUAAGGAGCAUAAUGUUUUAUAGCUUUUAAAAUUGUUGGGUAAUUAAAAGAAAACAAAGUAUUGAGUUUUUGUUUUAUUUUUACACUUUAGUAGUGUCCGUGUCUUUGUCCGUGUCGUCGCGAGAGGGCGCGAGAGCGGCCUUAAUGAGGCCGGCCAUAGGGGCCUCCACACAGAGCCACAGGCCACACGCACACAUGUACGUUAGGAAGAUGCUCGCCGCUAAUACUAUCAUCUGUAAAAAUGUACAAGUAAUGAGCAGCAAGCAUACAAUUAUAUUGAUGCAUUCUAAUAGGACGCUAGUACAUAGUGGCGUAAGUGUCGGGGAAACAUACUUCUGUAACAUAUGGGCCAGCUCGACCGGAGUGAUACCACGGCCUCACAGAAAAUCGACGUGAAACAACGCUUGCAUUGUGUUUCGUCGUAUGAGUGAGGUUACCGGAGGCCCAUUUAAAAAAUCUCCACAAUCAGCGAAUUCCCAAUAAUCCUCAAAAUGCUGGUAACGCACUUGUAAUGCCUCUGAUGUUUCAAGUGCCUAUGGGCGACGCCGAUUGCUUACCAUCAAGUGAUCCGUCUGCGAGUGCCCAAGUUGACCAAUCUCCAAUCACCCAAAACGCCGACAAUGGAUUUGUAAAUCCUCGAUGGAGCUGGUGUCGAUUGGUGACGCUGACGCUUACCAUCAGACUCAUCAAAUGACCUGUCUGCUUGCUUACCCACUAUACUAUGAAUAGAGAUACUAUUUAGAUACAUCAAGGUCAUCGUAACGUCCAUGUUUCACUGUUCAAAUGUAAUGUAGAAGAUAUACAACAUUUGCUGAUGGAAUGUGUCCGAAACAGGAAUGAACGCAAUUUGUUUUUACAAGAAUUUAAACUUAAUAGACUGGAUGUGGGUCUGAUACAAAGUAUACUUGCACAGCCAACAAAAGCGGCUAAACGAUUGUACACAAUGAUAAAAAUUGUCCAAGAGUAAUCAGUAGUUAUUUACUUAAUGUGUUCAAUUAAUGUAAUUAAAGUACCUACAUAGAUAUAUAUACACAUAAGUACCUAAUGUGAAACUGUAAUUUAAGUCAUGUGCUCACUUUAGAAUAAGGUACGAUGGGGUUGUCAUAUCCUUAAGGGAUAAAAACCCCAAUAAUACAGUUAUUUAUAUAUAAGUAAUUAAAGAUUUAAAAAAAAUGUAAUGUAGUUAUAGUAACAAAAUAUCAGAAGUAUUGUAUAGUGUACAUACCACGUAAUAGUCAGACAUGUGUAUGAGCUGUAGUUGUGCCCCAAUGAAUCCUCUCUGGAACAGCGUGUGAAGGAGGAAGGCGCAGUACGUGACGCGGCCCAUCCACGUCCAACCACGCCACUCCAGGAGACCACGGUACGUUGCUGACACAGAAGGAUAAAUUAUAAUCUCUUAUGAAGAGUAAGUAUAUAGUUCCUAUUAGCCCAAGCUCAAAAAUGAAAUUGACCGGACCAAACUAUCACUACAUAGUUAUGGUAGAAGAUCAAAUAAUAGAAGUAAUGCAAUAAUACUAAAUACCGACUGCCUCGUUGGCCGAGUGGUCGCAAUUGCGACUGCCGGGCAAGGGGUCGCGGGUUCGAUUCCCGGGUCGGGCAAAGUAUUACUGGGUUUUAAAAAAAUCUCAAUAGUAGCACGGAGUCUGAAAUGUGCCCGGUAUAUGGCAAUAGGCUCACCCCCUAUUACAUGGGACUUAUAACAUAAAUAGUGAAAAUUGGGUUUUACAUUGUACAGUGGCAUUAAGUGCCGAAAUGUGCACCUCUGCCUACCUCUUCGGGGAUAAAAAGGCGUGAUGUUAUGUAUGUAUGUACUAAAUACCGAAUCCAAAAUAACCGAUUGAAAAAAUGUUAUCAGGUUUGCAACGUUUAGGAUUCCCAGUAGAAGCACGGAAUUUUCAAACUAGUGCAAAGUGAGGGUAAUGUUAAAAACAUUCCAUUUUUAAUGGAAUAGUCAAAAUAAAAAUUACUUACAUUCAAAUUUGAAGACGCAGGCAAGUAUGAGUAGUACUACAAGGAACUGGAACAAAGGUUUGUAGAGGGUGGCGUACAUCACUCUGAGGAGGACUGGCGCCCUCCCGCCGUCGGAGUAGAACAGACCUCCAGAGAGGAUCACUGAUAGCCCCAGCGGGAAUAACGACCACACCACAAAACGGUACUUCUGUAAAGUAAAGUGAACUUUGGAACUUUGUGAUCUGAAAUUGAGGAAGAGAAACCUCCUGCUUUAAAUGAGACAUAAAUACAGCAAUGGAGGUAUUCUGGCAUGUAUUGAUGAUGAUGAUGAUGUCACAAUCCCUAAAGUUAGGAAUUCAGAUAAGUCAUCCUACUUUCUUUUCAAUGAAGAGCGGAGCCAAGAGUAACCAGCUAGAGCUGGACUCUUCAACUACCUAAUAAAUUCCAGAUACAGUGUAUCAGACAAAAGGAAGGCUUAUUGUUGAAUAACAGAUUACCAUAGAAGCAGAACAAAAAAAAUGAAGAGCUGAAUGAAAACCUAGACAGUUUGUGACACUAGAUACUAAAAGUACACAGGUGGCCACCGUCAUCAACACCAUGUAAAAGUGUUAUAAAAGAUACUGGGUUUGCUAAAUACCAUCUUUAAAAUCUCAAUUGUGCAAAAUUUAUUACUGCACAAUCCUAGGGAGUAAGCCAUCUCCCAAUCUUUUUUUACCCGAUUUAAAGAAGGGCAUGGUUUUUCGCGCGUACUUAUAUAUAUAUGUUUAUUUAAAUUUUUUUAAGGGGGGAAUAUCAUCGAAUGGCUGCUCCCGCCUGGGUGAGGCGGGAGGGAGUGUCAGACUCUUACUGACUAAAAACCACUCCGUUCCUUUUCCUGCACGUCGAGCCGGAGCCCCGGUAACCCGUUAGGUUCUCCGCGACAUAUAUAUGGGUAUGAGUGUAUUAUGAGUAUUCAUUAUUAUAAGUACUUGUUUCUACCUUAUACUUUUCCAAGUCCUUCCCGUUCUGCCAGUGGUAGGCUAGGAAACCUCCUGCCAGCCCCAGUAUGUAGGUGGACAUGUUGGUGUGACCGCGGAUGUACAGCAGACGGAAUGUGUCAUCGGACGCGUAUAGGUUGCGGUACGAUCUGACGACAACAUUAUCAAUAGUUAAAUUGGUUUGUGUGUGCUGCCAGUGCAGAGGUUGAAUGUAACUUCCACAAGGGGGAUAAUAAUAAGUUGUUAGUUAUUAUGUUUUUCAUACGUCGUGGUGACCCGGAGGUUUAAGAUGCCCGCUUCUCAUGCAUGAGAGUGCGGGUUCGAAACCUACCAACGGCAAGUACCAAUGUGACUUUUUCCGAGUUAUAUGUACUUUCUAAGAUUAUCUAGACACCACUGACAAACGGUGAAGGAAAAACAUCGUGAGGAAACCUAGGCUUAUAAUUUCUAAUUAUAAGUCUGUAAUCGCCAACCCGCAUUAAGCAAGCGUGGUGAUUAAUGCUCAAAUCUUUUUAGUGUGAGAAGAGGCUUUGCUCAGCAGUGGGCAUUUAUAGGCUGUUGAUAAUUGAUGAUGAUGUUUGUUAAGCAAGCCAUGCUAGAAGCUCAUGGCUUGAAACUAGUCAAGUUCCUCGUCAAAUAAUUAACUACGUGUGUUAGCCGAAAAACAUAAUUAAUAAUUUAGUAUGUCUCACCAAAGUUACAAUAUGAAUAAGUUGUUCUAACAUGGGAAUCAUGAACAAACACCCUUUGCUGGACGGACAAAAUCAUAAAACAUAGGAAAUGUGCUGAACUGCUGAUAGUAAACUGUGUGCUCUAUGUCAAAUUCCUAUGAUCCUAUCAAAUUACCUCCCAAACAAUUCAUAUACGUUGCUCUUUCUUUAAAAAAUAUCACUUACUCUGGUGACUGUAUGACGACUGCGUCCAAGUCCUGGAAGUAAGUGUGCCCAGCCACUAUAGCUAGAGCUAUGACGAACCACACUGACAGUAGAAUGGCUCGCGUCUUACACUUGCGAGUUACCACACACAGGAGCAAACCUAGGCAGAACAGCUGGGUGUCUGCUGCUAGAUACCUGCGGAUCAUAGCCGAAGUCAAAGCAUUAAUUACAGAAAAAACAACAAAAAUCAUAAAACAAGUAAUUAAUCAAAAUAGAUAUAUUAUAUUGCGUCAGAGCUAUUUUUAGACGUUUAAAAAACACAAAUUCUCACAUCAUAGCCAAAAAAAAAAUUGUAUAUUAAUUUAAUUAUUAUAAAAUUUUUUUAAUGUGAACAUUGAAGUCCGCAACAACCAGUUUAUUCAGUAAAAUAUUGUUUGUUUUUAAUAACCUGUUCAAAGUAGCAACAGAACAAAAUAUACAAAAAAUCAAAUCGUAAUGUUGCGUAAGGAGGAAGGAAAAUGGCACUGAUAAUUUUAUAAUAUCUGGUAGAGGAGAAUGAAAGAAGGAAACUACCAAGUAAAAUAAGAAAAUAUGCACAAAAAGUAAGAACAAAUCUUUUGAUUCAUUCAUCUUACCAUGUCUGAGGCAAACAGAAGGCAUCGUCGUACACGUAGUUAUUGAUAUAGAGUAGCUGUGCCCACCAGUACUGGCGACACGCGUCCGCCUCGCUGGACACCACCAGGCCCCACAGCGGACCUUGGUAGGCAUGUCGCAUCCACGUCGAUACGGAGAACAUUAUCAGUGCAUACGAAGGAGUUAGGCUGAAAUUAGAUGUUGUACUUUAUUUAGACAGGCAAAUACUAUAAAUAUAAUACAGUUGCAGCGGUUUGACGAAUUUAUGGUGGUGUUGUCCCAUAAUAAAAAAGACAGAAAAGUGAAAAACUAAAAUCCUUUCUCGUUUUGGUUUCUAAAGAAUAUCACUUCUGCACAAGUUUAUGACAAAUUCAAAUCUUGUUGAAAAUAAAUCUUAUAUUGCCCUACCCUAAACUUAGAAGGACCAAGGAAAUGCACGAAAUAAUAUAAUUAACUCACCGUAACCAUCUCAAAAGGAUCCCUUUCGGCAGCUGUAUCCAACUGGGUUUGUGUUUCUCAGAGUACAACUGGAAGUUGUAGGCAAGGAGGAAGCUGGACAUCACGAAGAAGGUGUGAGUCACCAAGCUGCCGUUGAAAAGGAUCUGUUUUAGAGGAUCCUCAUACGACUGAAA